AUGGAAAUUCACUACAUCAACAAUUCUGUUAUACAAAUAAGUAAAGGGUUCAAUGCUUCAGGUCAGGAAGUGACCAUAUUUAAGCAGUGUGAACACAUGCCUGCCAUCAUCCUUUUUUAUUUGGGCUUGGAGUUUGUUAACAUGUUCUUGGGAAUCCCAGCCAACUUGAUGGUUUUGUGGCUUCUGCACAAAAACAAAGCAGACUCCUCCACCUCAGACAUCUUUAUUUGGCACCUGGCUGUCCUGGACACCCUCUUCUGCCUCCUCCCGCCGCUGGAAUUGGCCAAUAUCAUGUACCUGACGAGCAGCAGCCCCUGGUAUGUGCUACGCUUCUUCUACGGCAUCAAAGAUUCAUCCCCGCUCUUCCUCUCCUGCAUCUGCUUGGACCGCUACAUGGCGGUGGUCCACCCCAUUACCUUUACGGCGCUGAAGGACCGCCGGCACCGGUCAGUUUGCGCCGCGGUUGUGUGGGUCCUCACACUGGCGUAUGCGGCAGUCAAGUGUGUGGGAACCAUCGUAAAAUUCGAGAAGGCCUUCACUGUCAUGAUCCUGGGCACAUUCGCUAUUAUGCUUUUCUGUAAUCUGUCCAUUCUCUUCACCCUCCGACACUCUGGACCAGCUCGGGACGUGAUGCACCCAGUCAAGAAGAAAGCCUUCAAGAUGGUCCUCAUCAUCCUGACCAUCAUCAUUUUCAACUACUUGCCUCCUGUGGCACUCUUUCCAUUUGAGGAGUACUUCUCUCACAAUGUCUUCCAGUGUUACAUCAACUACGUCACCUUUGGAUUCAUGGAUAUCAGCAGCACCAUCCAGCCCAUGCUGUACCUGUCAAAGGAGAAGCCGUCUUGCUCACCCAGGUGCUGCUGUAAAAGGUGCUUUGACCAGGAGAUGCAUGAAGUCUCAACAUAAAAUGACAACAGAUGCUUGUGGUUUUUUAUUUAGCUGAACCUUUUAUACUGUAAGUACUUGUUCUUUAAUGUGGCAACCUUUAAUGUUAUCAUGUAGCUAUAUAUAACCUCACAAAUCUGCAUCUUUGUUAGAUAUGUAAAUAAUCCCCGUCAUCCUCAUACAAAGUGCAAAACACUUAAAUCUUUGAUGUCAAAAAAACUAUAUUUGACAAAUUAUUUGUAGAAUCAUAGGUCUCUAAGUAAACAGCUUUCAUUCCAUGUAAACGUUUGUUCAGAUUUUUUUCUGAACAAGGAACAGUAAAUAAAUUAACAGCUCAUGCUUAUAUUCUGUUUUCCCUCAGGCACUA
This is a messenger RNA of Brienomyrus brachyistius, 1252 nucleotides long. Its product is annotated as hydroxycarboxylic acid receptor 2-like. The transcript has a single exon. Lineage: Eukaryota; Metazoa; Chordata; Actinopteri; Osteoglossiformes; Mormyridae. Gene Ontology annotation, cellular component: membrane. The coding region runs from base 1 to 906 and encodes 301 amino acids. Gene Ontology annotation, biological process: positive regulation of Rho protein signal transduction; phospholipase C-activating G protein-coupled receptor signaling pathway. Gene Ontology annotation, molecular function: G protein-coupled receptor activity. The record is from RefSeq and is a predicted model, not a curated record.